This is a messenger RNA of Cladocopium goreaui, 198 nucleotides long. Lineage: Eukaryota; Dinophyceae; Suessiales; Symbiodiniaceae. The record is from the annotation of a GenBank genome assembly.
AUGUUAGGUGUGCAGAUCGUCACCGAUGGGCCAGAGGGCAAGGCUCUUCCAGCCCCUCCUUUGGAACGUCAAGGUCAACUAAUGAAGGGCUUGGUCGCUGGAGAUCAUUCGCUCUGUUCCUUCCUAUCUGCGAAGCUCAUGCGUCAACUGGGCGCAGAAGUGAUGCCCUGCCUGGUCGACGAGUGUCUUGCUGCGUGA